CACGGUCUAGCUGACAUGACAGCGUUCGGUCAUAGGUUGGACUCGACCUCAGAUGUCUUUUCCAACCUAAUUGAUCCUGUGAUUCCAAGAGCAACAAGCGCAGAUCCUCGUGCAACGACCCGGCUGCAGGAGAGGGCGCUCACAGACGCUCAUCUGGCCUCACCAAAGCUGAUACUACCUCUUCGCUCCUCACGCCCACGGCUCUCUGAAAGACCAGCUCACCCUCCCAGGCCCUUCCCACCCGUCCCGUCCCGCCGCGCCUCACGGGCGCCACCGGCAAAGGGAGGAACCACCUCCCCCCACGGCCUCCCUGCGCAUGCGCCGCGCCGUGCGGCUGCGGUUGGUCCCUCGGCCGGCGGGGGCGCUGCCGCGAGCCCGCGGGGGGCGGGUGCCGCUCGGGUCCGCGCCCAGAGCGCGAUGGCGGCGGCGGCGGUGGCCGGUGGGGGCGGCGGGGAGCGGAGCAGCACCCGGGACCGGCUCCUGGCGGCACUGGAGGACCUGGAGCUCUUGGCCAGGGAACUAAUAGAAAUUUUGGCGAUUUCGAGAAACCAAAAGCUUCCACAACCGGGAGAGGAGAGCCAGAUCCUGGAACUGCUGAUUCAGAGAGAUGGAGAGUUUCAAGAGCUAAUGAAGUUGGCAGUUGAUCAGGGAAAAAUCCAUCAUGAAAUGCAGCUUUUAGAAAAGGUAGUAGAAAAGCGGGAUAAUGAUAUUCAGCAGCUGCAGAAACAACUAAAAGAAGCAGAGCACAUACUGGCAACAGCUGUUUAUCAAGCAAAGGAAAAACUGAAAUCAAUUGAAAAGGCGCGGAAAGGUGCCAUUUCCUCUGAAGAAAUAAUUAAAUAUGCCCAUAGGAUCAGUGCUAGCAAUGCUGUUUGUGCCCCUCUGACAUGGGUACCAGGGGACCCACGUAGGCCAUAUCCUACAGAUCUGGAAAUGAGGAGUGGUCUCUUGGGUCAGAUGAACAACCCAUCCACCAACGGAGUUAAUGGACACUUACCAGGGGAUGCACUUGCAGCGGGCAGACUGCCAGAUGUGCUUGCUCCUCAGUAUCCUUGGCAGUCAAGUGAUAUGUCAAUGAACAUGCUACCUCCUAAUCAUAGUAAUGACUUCAUGUUGGAGCCUCCAGGACACAAUAAAGAGAAUGAAGAUGAUGUGGAAGUUAUGUCAACAGACUCCUCAAGCAGCAGCAGUGAUUCAGACUAGGUACAAGAGGGACAGUAUCCCUAGUAGACCUUUCCUGUGGUGAAGGUAGGUUGGAUGCUGUUUGUCACAAACUGCAAUAUCCUUUUGUUACGCCAGCAGCCUUUUGUAGGGACAAGAUAACAGCUGGCUCAGAAAUAGGGUGACUAAUUUAAAACCACGGACUGUAGAUUUUGUUUUUCCGUUACAUAUUCAAGUAAAAUGACUGGGAGCUUUCUGCUGGGGAGAGAUGUAAAAUUUUCAGUGAUUGUAUGAAUGUGUAUGUUUGCAAGAGACGUGUAUAUAUAUAUGUAUUCACUAUACAUUAGAUGACAAAAGUUCCUGGGAAAAAAGGUGUAAGGGGAAUCCCCUUGUAUGUUUGUUAGUAACUUUAAUCUUUUGAUGAUAACCUUUUCUAUGCCACAGAAAUGAGACAUGAAGUUUGUAAUUUUAGUAUCUGUUUUUUUGUUACUGCCUAAAUCCAUGUUCUUGAUCAUCUGUUUACCAAGAACAAAAAUACGGCAAUAAGGUGUAAAAAAAGUUUGUAAUUAUUGUAUUAUAGAAUGAAUGAUUUGUUAUAAAUAAACUCAGCUUUGAUCUAACUUU
Pseudopipra pipra is the source of this 1785-nucleotide messenger RNA. It is a transcript of the gene MED4, whose product is annotated as mediator complex subunit 4. The record is from RefSeq and is a predicted model, not a curated record. The coding region runs from base 16 to 1203 and encodes 395 amino acids. The transcript is spliced from 7 exons. Lineage: Eukaryota; Metazoa; Chordata; Aves; Passeriformes; Pipridae. Gene Ontology annotation, biological process: regulation of transcription by RNA polymerase II. Gene Ontology annotation, molecular function: transcription coregulator activity. Gene Ontology annotation, cellular component: core mediator complex; mediator complex.